ACACAAUGACUCGUCACUUCGCCUUGUGUUACGUUGUUACUGUAUAAGUGUUGCUGCUGGGUGAGAUGUGAUCAUGGCGUCUGCUACAGAUGAACGUCACGUUAAAGUGACUCUCAUUGAAGACUUCAGGCCGAGGCUGCGGCAGCUCAUAGUGGUGGAGCAGCUUCUGGACCAUUUACAUUUCAUCGGAACCGAGCAGAGGGAGCAGGUCCGACAGAAGGCGAGGGCCCAGGGCAACAUCGCAGCUGCGGACCUGCUCAUUGACUUUGUCAUCAGGGGGCCACACACAGAAGGCUGGUUCGGGACGUUUAUAGACGCUUUGCACAACUCAGGUUGUGAAUAUGCAGCGGACUAUAUGGAGGGAAACAUCCCAGAACCUGCUGAGGAGCAAGAGAACGAGCUCUGUGUCCGCCUCAUUCAGAUUCUGGCCCCCAGUCUCGUGGAGAUGAAGACUCAGGAUGUUUGUUUACACUGUUUUUCUAAAGGCCUGCUGACAAAAGAAGAGUCUGAAAUUAUUAAUGCUGAAACAGAGAACAGAGGACCCAGGAGUGGGGCCCGGGAACUUCUGCGCAGCAUUGUGAGAGGUCGACCGGGGUGGUUUUCAAAGUUUCUCAACAUUUUGCGGAUAACUGAGCACCAGUCCCUGUACGAGCUGACUGGAGGGCCUCCUGACUCUGGCAAACAAGAUGAACCCGCUGGAAAUGAAGCUGUCAGUCCAGCAGCUGCUGAAAGCUGUGACAGUCCCAAGUUUAAGGAAACCAGCUUCACUGAAGCUCACCAGGAUGAAGACCUGUACGAAGGAACGAGCAAUGAAUCGGAAAAAAUGCCAAAUAGCCCGGAGCCUUCACAACCAGAUGGAACUGACCCAGAGUCGGCGACCGGAGGCCCAGAAAGCACUGAUAUUGGUCUUCGAGAUUAUCAGAUGGACGUGGCGAGACCUGCCUUGGAGGGGAAAAACAUCAUCAUAUGCCUCCCGACAGGAAGUGGUAAAACCAGAGUCGCAGUUUAUAUUACUAAAAAACAUCUGGACGGCAGGAGGGCAAAGGGCCAGUCUGGGAAAGUAGUCGUCUUAGUGAACAAGGUUCCUCUUGUCGAGCAGCAUUAUACCGCAGAGUUCCUUCCAUUCCUGAAGCCCACGUACAAAGUGGAGAGGGUCAGUGGAGACUGUCAGCUCAAAAUCUCUUUCACAGAGAUUGUAAAGAGAAAUGACAUCAUCAUCUGCACGGCCCAGAUUCUGGAAAACUAUUUGGAGAGGUCUAACAAAGGAGAGGACGAAGGGGUGAACUUAAGUGAUCUGACGCUGAUCGUAAUAGAUGAGUGUCAUCACACGCAGAAGGGAGGCGUCUACAACCAAAUAAUGAUGCGUUACCUGAAGCAAAAGCACAAGAACAGGACACUGCAGAAGGAGCAGAAGGAGACUGUGGCCCUUCCUCAGAUACUGGGCCUGACUGCUUCACCGGGGGUCGGCGGAGCCACGAAAAUACAUAAAGCAGAGGAGCACAUUCUGCGGAUUUGUGCAAACUUGGACGCUUCCAAAAUCAUGACGAGGAGCAUUGGGGACUUUAAAAAGGAACCCAGGAAAGCGACUCUAUCUGUUGAAGACAGAAAAGAGGAUCCCUUUGGUGAUGUAAUAAAGAAAAUCAUGAAUACCAUUCAUAUCCAUGCCCAGCUGAGCCCCAGCUGUGACCUUGGUUCUCAGAAUUAUGAACAAUGGAUUGUUGAUAAAGAGCGGAAAGCUGCAACAGGGGACGACCAUAAAGUACGCGUUUGCGCCGAGCACCUUCGACAGUACAGCGAGGGCCUGAAUCUCAGCAACACCAUUCGCAUGUGUGACGCUCUGAGUUUCCUGAAUGAAUACCACGAGAAGGAACUGAAGAGAAAAACAGCCCCAGACGAGGAGCAGAUCAUUCAUAUUACAGACACUGAAAGAUUCCUCUUCAAUCUGUUUAAAGAGAACAAGGAAGAGCUGCAGAGGCUUGCAGAGAAUCCACAGUAUGAAAAUGACAGCCUGUCAAAGCUGAGGAGUAAAAUUCUACAUGAGUUCAGCAGCAGGGAGGAGGCCCGGGGGAUCAUUUUCACCAAAACACGUCGCAGCGCUAUUGCACUAAGUCAUUGGAUUCAGGAAAACCCCAAGUUUGCUGACAUUGGUGUAAAAGCCUCGUAUGUUAUUGGAGGAGGAGACCAGAGUGUUGUUAAACCAAUGACCCCUGCUGAGCAAAAGGAGGUGUUGAAAAGGUUCCACAAAGGUGACGUCAACUUGCUGGUUGCUACUACAGUAGCAGAGGAAGGUUUGGAUAUACCGGCCUGUAAUUUUGUUAUCCGCUAUGGACAUGUGACCAAUGAGAUCGCUAUGAUUCAGGCUGAAGGCAGAGGGAGAGCUGAGGACAGCAGUUACACUUUGGUCGAGGUGAAGAACUCUGGUGUGGCUGAAAAGGAGUGUGUCAAUGAGUACCGCAAAACCAUGAUGGACAAAGCCAUUGACCUCAUCAAAGCCUUAGAUCAAGGGGACUAUGAAAAACGGGUCCUGGAGUUUCAGAUUCAGGCAAUAAUGGAAAAGAAAGUGAGAAUGAAGAAGAAGAAGCAGAAAGACCUGAAGUCUCAGAAACCGUGUGACGUGAAGUUCAGCUGUAGGAGCUGCAGCAAAUACGUCUGCAGUGGUGAAGACAUCCAGAUCAUCGAAAACAUGCAUAGAGUCAAUGUUACAACAGAGUUUAGUGAACUAUACAUUCAGAGAGAAAACGCUGCUCCGCAAGAGGGACGUCUUGAUUUUGAGGCCAAUUUCUUCAUUGCAUGCAAGGACUGUGGGCAGGAAUGGGGCGUAAUGAUGCUGUACCGUGGAAUCGAGUGCCCCUGCCUCAAUGUGAAAAACUUUGUGGUGACACUCGGUGGGAAGAAGAGGGAAAAAUGCAUCAAGUGGAGUGAGCUUCCCGUCAUGUUUUCUGGCUUUGACUACGCCGAAUAUGCAAGCCGCAUAGCAGAGAGCUCGGAUGAUGAAGUGACACAAUGAACUGUCAACCGUCAUUAUCAAGGGAAAAGUCAUGUCAGACUGUUAAAACACCGUGGCUGGAAACCCUCAAAUGAAGCCACAUGCCACUAACUUUAAUAAUCACAGAUUUCUUUUUAAAAAUGUGUAAAAAAAAUAAAAUAAAAAAAAUAAUGAGAUUGUUGAGUAAAUUGAGUAAAUCAGCUUUGCCAAGGGCUUCAUGUCUAGCAGCAACAACAGUGAUGUUGUCAGUUACUUGUUUAAAACAGGUAGUUUGUGUCGAAACUGCUAAUGCACAAAUGGCAGUUAUAAUGUGGUUUGGUGUUGCGUAUUUUAGGGAGCGGUCUCGGUUUGAUUUUGGGUCUUGCAUUAAAGUUCCUUUAAGGGCUGGAAUUUUACAAAGGUAACAUUUUACUCAUGUGUUUACCUGAAUGUGAGCGUCUGACCUUGCACUAUGAAAUAAAGAACAUUUAAAGGUGAAAUGCUGUAACACAGUGACAUAGACAAGUGGGCAUUGUUGUGAUAGAAUGAACUGGAAAAUGAAUAAACAAAUUUCCUCUCAAA
Messenger RNA from Solea solea (common sole), 3547 nucleotides. RefSeq names its product interferon induced with helicase C domain 1 (gene ifih1). The record is from RefSeq and is a predicted model, not a curated record. Gene Ontology annotation, cellular component: cytoplasm. Bases 74 to 3007 code for a protein of 977 amino acids. Gene Ontology annotation, biological process: innate immune response; positive regulation of interferon-beta production; response to virus. Lineage: Eukaryota; Metazoa; Chordata; Actinopteri; Pleuronectiformes; Soleidae. Gene Ontology annotation, molecular function: zinc ion binding; double-stranded RNA binding; single-stranded RNA binding. The transcript is spliced from 16 exons.